This is a messenger RNA of Peronospora matthiolae, 246 nucleotides long. The record is from the annotation of a GenBank genome assembly. Lineage: Eukaryota; Oomycota; Peronosporomycetes; Peronosporales; Peronosporaceae.
AUGGCCCGCGAGCUUGCUGAAUCAAAUCGGCGAGGUUUAACUCCCUCGCGAACUUCACGGAACGAUGCCGUGAAGAAGGGGACCUCCGUCUACUCUGGCGAAGGCAAAGAACGCUUGUCGCUGUCGCGCUGGUUCCGAGAGGUUGACAUCGCUGUCGCCUCGGGAAUUCUCGAGGCUCCUCAAGCGAAGGUCAACUUCCUCCAUAUCCCGUCUCAGUGGGAAAGCCAAGGAGUGGGCUUUGGGUAA